AUGGAGUCUCAAUAUCUGAAGAGAUGCCUGGGAAGUUGCUUGAGAAAGGGACUGGCAGAGGUUGCAGAACGUCGGCCAGCGGAUCCAGUAGAAUAUCUGGCACACUGGAUUUACAAUUAUAGAAGAGUCUUAGAUGAAGAAAAAAAGAUAAUGUUGGAGAGGAUUGAGCUGGAACAGGAACGGGAGGCAGCCCUGGAAGAACUUGAGAUGUUACAAAGAAUGAAGGAAGAAGAACUAAUGAUCCAGCAGAAACUUGAAGAACAACGUCAGGCUCAGCUGGAACAAGAACGUAAGGAGCUGGAACUGCAGAAUGAAGAAGGCAAAAUGCCAUUGCAGCAGGAAGAUCAAGAGGAAAAUGAUGACAAGAUGAUAGCUGAAUUUACAGAUAGAGCUGGAGCGCCUAAUUUGACCAGCGUUGAGGAGCUAGAUGAGAAUGAACAGUUUGAGGUAUUCAGUGGUUGUAAAGAUGUUGAUAUCUGUAUUCCAAGAGGUGCGAAUUGA
This is a messenger RNA of Nestor notabilis (Kea), 501 nucleotides long. RefSeq names its product DPY30 domain-containing protein 1-like. Gene Ontology annotation, cellular component: Set1C/COMPASS complex. The record is from RefSeq and is a predicted model, not a curated record. The transcript is spliced from 5 exons. NCBI's taxonomy places the organism in Eukaryota, Metazoa, Chordata, Aves, Psittaciformes, Psittacidae. Bases 1 to 501 code for a protein of 166 amino acids.